AGCCCAAAAUAAUUUAUUUUAAUUUUUUUUAUUUGAAAUAAUUGGUCUUGCUGCUACUAUAAAAUAAAACCCAACUUCUUCCCUAAUUCUCGAUCGAAAUCAUCAUUCAAAUUCACAGAGAGGUAAUUACAGACGUUAAUUGAGGAUGAAAGGGAAGGGCGGGCAGAACAGAUUCCUGCGGAUUCUGGCGCUUCCGCUGAGAUGUCUGACGAGGACGCGGGACUGCUACGUGAGCGGCAUGACCAAUUACGCCGUCGCCAAUCUUCCCAAGCCGCCGAGAGUCCAGCGGAGCUACAGCGCCAGCUCGUACGGAUCGAGCGACAGCGAGGACUUCCGGGAGCUUCUGAAGGCGGCGUCCACGCGCGGCAUGGAGAGCCGGAUGGAGCUGGAGAGGCUGAUGCAGAUCUACGUGAGGCAGCAGCAACAGUCCGCCGCCGCGCAGAGGGUGCCGAGGAGCAGCAGCGUGGCGGCGAUGGGGAGGAUCGACGAGGAGAGCGGUCCCGGGGAGGAAGACGACUCGGUCAAGUAUCCGAGGAGCAAAAGCUACGCCGUCCCCAACAAGCGGAGUGCCGUUCAUGGAUUUUGAUCUUCAAUUUUCACCCGGGAAUUGAAAAUUGAUUUAAUCAGAGCUUUGAUUUGAUUUGAUUUUGUGUGUAAUUGUAGAUUUCUGCAGUGUUCGAUCUCGGGUCGGGUCGCUCCUGAUUCUGCGCAUGGGUGUGCCGGCGGCCGGGCCGGUUCAAGUUGUACAACACCGUGCCGUUUCAGCUUCUGAUGUAUCCCUGCGGCCCAGAAAACCAGAAUUUUAGUUUGCUCUCUCUCUCUUCACCCUCAUGGCAGACAAGGGCUUCGUUGAGUUCGAUCGAUUCCAAACAAUAAGCUGGAUAGAAUUGAAUUGGAUCCCAAAUGUGAUCUACAAAGAGGAUGGCCAUGCUUAGAGCAUCAGCAGCGGCAGGGUAAAGGGCAUGCCUGCCUCGUAAGGCGCAAUGGAAAAUCUUUAGUGGACGGACCGACGGAGGGGUAUAAAAUAGAAAUACAAAUUUAUUCCUUAGAAUUACCGCUUUCGUCUAUGGUUACAUCCAUGUAAUUUUGUGUAUCAAUGCCGUACCUUGACCCUUAAGCUCGACAUCUUGGCAAGAACCAAUCUCGAUUGCAAACAAGUGUCUCAAAUGAUUCAAUGCUAAUACUACUUCGGUGGUCAGUUAGAAUGUUGCCGUUAGAACUGAACUAUUGUUUCGGCAUGCAUAAUACUUGUCUGAUUAGCAUUCCGAGAGACGGGAACAUGUGUACAAUCCGCUUCUAUCAUUUGAGGACGCCGAACUCGUUAUCUUGUCUUCAUCGUAGUCGCAUUAGACCCCUUGGUACCUCGCAAGUUAAUAGUGCGAAUUUACACUUGUACCACCUGAACUCAUCGAGGCAGAAUUACGUUAGAAACAGCAGCUCUAAAGACAAAAAAAGGUUUUAAGGGGAUCCACAUAUGGGUAUAAAAAUAGACCAGAUAA
Molecule: messenger RNA, 1499 nt
Organism: Cuscuta campestris
Lineage: Eukaryota; Viridiplantae; Streptophyta; Magnoliopsida; Solanales; Convolvulaceae
Source: the annotation of a GenBank genome assembly